AUGAGCAAGAAGGAGAAGAAGGAGCAAAAAGAAAGCAAACGUAUGUAUAUUUCAGGGAGAGGCACGGCUUGGGUUGGUGGGUUCAAUGUUGGCUGCGUCGUGUGUCAGAAUCGGGCGAAUCGAACGAGCACAAGGACAAAGGAAAGUCAAUGUGACGCUGCGUUUGAGUGCUCCAAGUGGGGCAGGCGCAGUCUGGUGCAGCUCCUGCUGGCUAAAGUUGCUGGUUUGACCAUUCAAGUUGAGACUCUACAUGACAUCUGGAAGCUAGUCAUCCUCUUUGACUUUUUGGCCGCCGACAUUCACUCAACUUCUUCAAAGCUGUCGCGCGACAACAAAGCAUUGACUGGGCUUGAUGAGGGGCCAGGCACACUCAUUCCACCCUCUCCCUUCCAUCCACCAUCCACCAUUCAUCGUUUCUCAAGUCCAAGCGGGGUCCAUCGCUUCUAA
Molecule: messenger RNA, 447 nt
Organism: Pochonia chlamydosporia 170
Lineage: Eukaryota; Fungi; Ascomycota; Sordariomycetes; Hypocreales; Clavicipitaceae
Exons: 1
Coding region: 1-447 (148 amino acids)
Source: RefSeq, a predicted model, not a curated record